AUGCCGCUGCUUAGGACACUAUCUCCGCCUCGCCGUGCAGUCAGGUCAAAGAGCUCUGGCAGAGAAGUGCACCGCCUCGACCCAGACGGAGAGGUCAGUCUCUUGAUGACCCGAUACGUCCAGUACAGCGACGAGUCAGAGUGCGGAGAGCCCAGAGCACCAUGCGAGACUGCGAACGUUGGUCCUUGUGAAGAAGAGAUCACGGUAUGUGUUUCAUCAAGGCAUUUGAUCCUCGCCUCGGCCGUCUUUCGUGCGAUGCUGCAGCAUGGAUUUGGGGAGAGCCGUGUCCUGCGCGCGGCGGGCAGCGUCAAGAUCUCUCUCCCUGACGAUGACCCCGAUGCCUUUCUUAUAAUACUGAACAUCAUCCACGGCCAUCUACGCCAGGUGCCGCUGGAGGUGGACCUCCAGACGUUCACCCAGCUUGCUAUACUUGUGGACAAAUAUGAGCUGCAUGAGCGUAUCGAGGUAUUUGCGGGCUUCUGGUUUAAUAAUCUGAAGCCCGCCAUUCCCGAAUGUUAUACGGACGAGGUCCCCUUCUGGACGUGCAUCUGCUGGGUGUUUAACAAGCCGGAGGAGUUCAAGAGAGUCACUCGACUAGUACUGCGACAGGGUCGAGGCACCUUACUCUUCGGUGAGCUACCGGUGCCGUCCUUGGUUGUGGAUGCAAUCAAUAGCCGUCGAGAGGAGGCUCUCGGGCGGAUAAUCUCUGCGCUCCUUGACCAUCUCGACGACUAUCUGGAGAACGAGCACUGCAACUUCGAAUGCGACGCGCUGAUGGUAGGAGCCUUGACAAAGCGCUUGCGCGCGUUCAACAUCUUGCCAGACUGCCCAAAGCCGCCGUAUACGGGCCUCAGCCUUGAAGACUUCACAUACCGCUUUCGUCACGGUAUGUAUUUCCCGGCCGCUCAGAGGACCAGCACCUUUUUCUACAGCCAUUCGAAGUGUGCCAUUCCAUCCAUGGACCUGAUGCUGGCAGAGUGCGAGCAGCUGUCGGAUGGUCUAGAAAUGGCGGACUAUAUAUCAGGCUCGGUGUUGGCCUUAGAAGGAGCAAGAAGUUUGCCUUAG
This is a messenger RNA of Microsporum canis CBS 113480, 1065 nucleotides long. RefSeq lists its product as hypothetical. The record is from RefSeq and is a predicted model, not a curated record. Bases 1 to 1065 code for a protein of 354 amino acids. The transcript has 3 exons. Lineage: Eukaryota; Fungi; Ascomycota; Eurotiomycetes; Onygenales; Arthrodermataceae.